CAAAUCAGAGGCCAAAAAUAAGUGGAAUUUUAUUUUUUAAAAGUCAAAACCCAUUAUAAUCUCUCUUAAAUGCCACUUUAAUGAAGAAAGAUUAAAAAGAACGUAGAAUUUCAUUUGAAGAUUACCCCAUUCAGAAAGUGAAUAUGCCCCUCAAUCCAAGUCGACCAUCCUCAUCAGAGUUGGUGGAGCUUCAUGUUUUUUAUGUUCCUGAAGGAUCGUGGAAUUAUAGGUUAAAUACCAUUUCAAUAGAAGUUGUUAACAAGUUCAUUUCAGCUGGAUUUAUAAGAGUAUCUCCUCACCUUACUUUGCAAGCCCUGAGGGAACGUCUUGGUGAGUUCCUUGGGGAAGAUGCUGUUGCAGAAAAAUUUUUAUUUCUGAAGUGCAUUGGCAAUAAUCUAGCUGUGGUGAAGACAAAACAAGAAUCAGAACUGAAACUUAAAUCAUUUGUUCCACCAUAUGCUCUGCAGCCAGAAUUAUAUUUGCUUCCUAUAAUGGAUCAUUUAGGAAAUGUUUAUUCAAUGUCAUCAGCAGUUUCUUUGGAUGGAAGGCAGGUCAUUAAUGGUGUUGCAGAGGCAAAUGGAACAGCCCAGGGGCCAGCUAGUGUAUUUUUGCCAAAGGAUGAAACCGAAACAGAUCCCAGUCUUACAGAAAACACUUUGAAAGAGUUUCAUAACCCAAGUGAGGAUGAAGUAUCCAUUGAAGAGAAUACCACUGCCAAAGAAAGCCUGGCUGGUAAAAAGGAAAAUGGAAAUUCGGAACUUCCCGGGUCAUUGGAAGACUCAAAUAAAGAUCGCUCUAGCAACAAAAAAAGUCAAUUACUUUGGAAAGAUGAAGAUGAUAGAGUUUCUGUCACUGGAAGAGAGAGCAGUCUGAUGGGUAAAAAAGAGUAUAUCACCCUUCCAGAUCUUUUUGAUUACUCUUCAUCUUCUUGUCAUCCUGUUCUUUCGCCAGGAAUAAGUGAUAUCUCUUUGUUACAAAUAGAGAGAGAGGAGAUUAUCGAACAGAUGGAACAGGUAAAGGAAGAAAGGCAGUAUUUGGAAAGAAUUAGAGAAGAACUAAUUAAAGAAGUUGAAAAGCUGUUUGAACAGAAUAAGUUGAAGCGAUGUCAUGCUUCUGAUGGUUGGAAGAAGAAGUACUUUGAAACAAAAAAAGUCACAGCUUCAUUGGAGGAGGUUUUAACAAAACUCCGAGAAGACUUAGAACUUUACUAUAAAAAAUUACUCAUGCAGCUUGAAGCCAGGGAGAUCAAGAUGAAACCCAGAAAUCUGGCAAACAUCUCAGACUCAAAGAAUUACCUUAUAAUUCAGAUCACUGAGGUACAACAUGCAAUUGAACAACUUAAGAGAAAACUGGAUAAUGACAAAAUAAAACUCUUAAUAGAAGUCAAGAUGAGAAAACAAGCAGUCUCAGAAUUACGCACACUGAAAGGUGACCUGACACAGAAGAAAAUAACCACAUCUUUCCCGUCUCAGAUAUGGAGCAUUGGCUGCUGCAAUACAUUCUGACCAGACUUGACUUUGUUCAUCGUAAGACAUGACAAAAAGAAAGUCACAAGCAUCUGCAAUUCCAGUGUAAUUAUAGCACCUUCUGUCUAUGCACCUUGGAGACCAAGCUACAUCAAAGGUCACCUAUGGAAAAACACAUAGUAUCUUAUGUAACAUGACCCAAGCUCUAUAUUAUAACAGAUGUUUCGUUUUGAUGAUAUAUUAUUUUGCCCCAUACUGAGAUAAAAUGACUACUUAAUGCAUGACUGUAUGUACAUGUGACAUGUAUAGAACUAAACAAUUUUUAAAAAUAUAUUUUCUGACUACAGGAAUUGACCCACAUCUAUAUUUGGACAAUGUUUGUACCCAAAGGUAUCUGGACAUAUGCGGUGACCAGAGUUUGUGUAGAAGAGAAAUUUUAGGCUCAGAUAAGAGUUUAAAUAUGGGGCUAGACUAGAAACUAAUUGAAAGAAAUGGGAGUGACAACAGUAUAUUUGGGGGGUGUUCUUAAUUGGAAAGUAAAAUCACACUUAAAAAAGAAACUCAAAUGCAGAAGUUAAAAAAACAUUUUUUUUUGAAGGCUUAAUAAACCGUCUUUGGCAUAAGCUG
Molecule: messenger RNA, 2093 nt
Organism: Erinaceus europaeus (western European hedgehog)
Lineage: Eukaryota; Metazoa; Chordata; Mammalia; Eulipotyphla; Erinaceidae
Gene: SPATA1
Product: spermatogenesis associated 1
Exons: 13
Coding region: 144-1505 (453 amino acids)
Source: RefSeq, a predicted model, not a curated record